GGGACCGCGGGUUCGAGUCCCGGCCCCGCCGCUUCCGCAUCCGGGGUCGGGUCGGGGGGGGGCGGUCGCGCUGCUGCCAUGGUAACGGGAGCGGGGGGAUGGAGUCCUGCCGCUUCCAGAAGCUUUUUGGGACGGACGGGGAGCUGGAGGACGAGGAUUUCCUCUCCGCCGUGGAAGACGCGGAGAACCAGUUUGUGAUCCCUGGAUACUCGUCACCCAGCGACGCCCCAAUUCCUCCCAGUAAACCCCAUCCCAGUAAACCCCACCCCAGUAAACCCCCAACCCUCCGACCCCUCGCCGGGCAGGGGGAGCAUCCCGCGGGAUUCCAGGGACCCCCUCCCAGGGGAGCAGCCCCCCAGGAUGAGCUGGAUAAUGAACUUUUCCUGGCUGCCUGCAUGGAGCUGGAGGGGCCCGAGGGGCCGGCGGGGGCCGGCGCUGCCCCAUUGCCCCCCGGGCGUGGGGAGAAUCCCACACGGAUACGCCCAGGGAAGGAGAACACGCAGGAAUGUGGGAUCCCCAAAAAACUGAGAGUGGGAGAGGAGCCGGUCCCCAGCUCCAGGGGGGUGCAGGACAGGCAGGGCCCCCUCCCCACUCCCAAAGUGGUGCUGAGGCCCAGCACAGCCGGUUCUUGGACCCCCAGGCCCCCCAUUUCCAUGGGAAAGCCGGGAAGCUCCGCAGGGUCCGGGUCCAUCCCUGCUCCGGGGGCUCCAUCCCUGAGGCCUUUCCAAGCACCCCUGCGAGGCAGCAGCUCCUCCUCGGGGCUGGGGGUGCCCUGGACCCCUCCAGCACUGAGCUGCCCCCAACCCCAGCAGACCCCCAGGCCCCCCUCCAGACCCCCUGGAUCCACGGAGCCCCCGAGGCCGCCACUCCCGAUGGCUGCCGGAUUCCCGAAUCCCACCGUGGUCCCCAACGCCCCCGGCCCCCCGAACCCCCCCGUGGUCACCAACCACCUGGUGCAGCUGGUGACAGCAGCCAGCAAAGCCCCUGGGGCGUCCCCCCGAGUCCCCCCGUGCAGGGAGAGCCGGCGCUUCCCGGGGCCCGCCGGGAUCCUGCCCCAGCAGCACUCUGGGAAGCUGCUGGAGGAGAUCCUGGUUUCUGCUCCCCAGACUCCAGCUCACGGAGCUGUGGCAAAGCCACGGACACAGGCACUGCCCAGCUCCCCGCUGCCCACGGAGGAGGAUUUUGGGAAGGGGCCCUGGCUGGCCAUGAAGACGGAGCUGGGGCUGGACGAGAGGGAUCCUGGCUGCUUCCUCCACACCUACAGCGUCGUCAUGGUGCUGCGGAAGGCAGCCCUGAAGCAGCUCCCAAAAAACAAGGUCCCCAGCAUGGCCGUGAUGAUCAAGGCCCUGACCAGGAGCAGUGCCGGCGCCGGCGCCGUGUUCCGGGAUCCGACGGGGGAGAUCCAGGGCACGGUGCACCGGCUGCUGCUGGAGGAGAGGCAGAGCGAGCUCCGGCCUGGCUCCGUGCUGCUCCUGAGGCAGGUCGGGGUCUUCUCCCCCUCCCACCGCAACCACUACCUCAAUGUCACCCCCAACAACCUGCUCAGGAUCUUCCCACCCGAGCCCGAGGGCGGCUGCUCCCAGCAGCAGGUCCCUGCCCAGGCUGGGCUAAUCCCAGACCCCCCUGUGCAGCCCCCCCAAGGUGUCCCUGUCCCUGGGGACUGGGGACACUCGAGGACAAGUGGCCACAGCACAGAGGAGCAUCCAGGGGGCUUUUCCCUGCACCCACCAAGCCCCAGGCCCAGGCAGGAAGAGCCAGUGGGAGCUGAUGGAUGUGACAUGGAUGACCUGGAUGGGCUCCUGGGAGAGCUGCCCGAGGAUUUCUUCUCAGCCCCAGCCCAGGCUGACUGUGGCUGACCCCAGGAGCUGCUGGCACAGGCUGGGCCGUGCCAUGGCCUGGUGAGGAUGAUGAUGAUGCCAAGGAGCAGGUGCCACACCUGCCACCUCUGCGUGCUCCUCUCUCUGUGUGUCUGCUCUGUUUGCUGUGGAGCCAAGAGCUGGGGGUUUCCAGGGGGGUCCCUGGGGGACAUGGCCUGAGUGCUGUCCCCACUCCUCCAGGCACAACUUCCCCUCACUCCCAAACCUGCAUUAAAGGGCUGUUCUGUCCCUGCA
Molecule: messenger RNA, 2111 nt
Organism: Chiroxiphia lanceolata (lance-tailed manakin)
Lineage: Eukaryota; Metazoa; Chordata; Aves; Passeriformes; Pipridae
Gene: HROB
Product: homologous recombination factor with OB-fold
Exons: 10
Coding region: 99-1856 (585 amino acids)
Biological process (GO): recombinational repair
Source: RefSeq, a predicted model, not a curated record